GGGUAAAUAUCCGGCACCUUCUUCAUCUCAGAAACAAAGAUUUCCUUUCUACAAGAGAAGAGCAGGUUUGGUCGCAGAACUUUGGAGAUCAACUCAUCAUCUGAUUAGUCAUACGUGAGGGCAAAACAUCAUGUCUACGCUUGCAGCUGCUAGAGCAGAUAACUUUUACUACCCCCCAGAAUGGACCCCCGACCAGGGUUCUUUGAACAAGUUUCAUGGACAACAUGCUCUAAGGGAGCGGGCAAAAAAGAUAGAUCAGGGGAUUCUGGUAAUAAGGUUUGAGAUGCCUUUCAAUAUUUGGUGUGGGGGAUGCAAUUCCAUGAUUGGAAAGGGUGUAAGAUUCAAUGCAGAGAAGAAGCAAGUGGGAAAUUAUUACUCCACAAAGAUUUGGAGCUUUACCAUGAAAUCAGCAUGUUGUCAAAAUGAGAUUGUUAUCCAUACAGAUCCAAAAAACUGUGAGUAUGUAAUUAUCAGCGGGGCUCAGAAAAAGACUGAGGAUUACGAUGUUGAAGAUGCAGAGACUUUUGAACUCCCAGCAGCUGAAGAAAGAGGAAAGCUUGCAGAUCCAUUCUACCGUCUUGAACACCAGGAAGAGGAUUUACAGAAAAAGAAACAAGCUGAACCAGUACUGGUGCGCUUGCAGCGCGUUUCUGAUUCUAGGCAUUCAGAUGAUUACUCCCUUAACAAGGCUCUGCGGUCUCGACUUAGGAGUCAAAAGAAAAGGGUUGUAGAAGAAGAGGCUGCCUCUGCAAAAAUGGGCCUUGCGAUAAGACUACUGCCUCGAUCAGAAGAAGAUAAUUCAGAGGCAAAACGAGUCAAGUUCCCUUCCAAGUUUGAACGGAGCAGAAAGGACAAGCGAGCCUUGAUCAAAGCUGCCUCGAUUUUCCCGGAUAGUUCUGGCUCUUCGCGAAUGGAGUUGGAGUUGAAGAGAAGGAAAAUAAAAGCAUCUAUAACAACAAGGUUGCUCUCAGGGUCAGUCAAGCCAUCGGCUUGGUCACAAAGUUGUUCUACUAGUGCAAUUAGUAAGGGAUCAACUAUGACUGCAAGAAAGAGGUAAUUUCAAGAUUUUUAGAAGUUGGGUUGAGUGAUUAUCAGUUCUCUGUUUGUUUCCGAGUAUUUUAUUCCUGUAUUUUGUACAUAAGUGUAUCUUUGCUUAUUCCUUUCUUGGGUUUGGUUAAGCUUGAACUCAUUGUUAAUAAUAACAUUUGUAAUGUUUGAAGCAACCUAUUGGGAGUUUAGUUAAGUUGGUUUAAAUGCUCUUGGAAUUUUUUAUUCAA
Messenger RNA from Papaver somniferum (opium poppy), 1277 nucleotides. Its product is annotated as coiled-coil domain-containing protein 130-like. The transcript is spliced from 7 exons. Gene Ontology annotation, biological process: mRNA splicing, via spliceosome. Bases 131 to 1057 code for a protein of 308 amino acids. The record is from RefSeq and is a predicted model, not a curated record. Lineage: Eukaryota; Viridiplantae; Streptophyta; Magnoliopsida; Ranunculales; Papaveraceae. Gene Ontology annotation, cellular component: U2-type spliceosomal complex; post-mRNA release spliceosomal complex.